GGUUUUAUCAACAUAAUUGUUGCUAUAAAUAGAAAAUAAUGAUUAUCUAUGGCGUCUAUAUAGUCAGCAAAUCGGGCGGACUUAUUUUCAACCUGGACAACAAUGUGCCGCGCAUUGAACACGAGCGUGUCUUCACCUACCCCCUGGAACUGGUGUUGGACUACGAUGCUAAGAAGGUGUCCGUGUCAUUCAAUCGCAAGGACGGCAUUAAUGUUGGCCAUGUACUUGUCGGGGUCAACGGAAUAGCUGUCAACGGCGGCACGCUGGACGAUGGACGCGACGUGAAAGCGACCCUGGAGGCGGCGGAAAACUAUCCAAUAAAUCUGAAGUUCACACGCCCCAAGAUGACCACCAAUGAGAAAAUCUUUUUGGCCAGUAUGUUCUAUCAACUAUAUGCCAUGGCCUGCCAAUUAAGUCCCGAGCCAAAAAGUUCUGGUAUUGAGUCGCUGGAGGCGGAUACCUUUACGUUACAUUGUUUUCAAACGCUCACUGGCGUUAAGUUUAUUGUGAUAUCGGAGACCGGCCUCAAUGGCAUGGAUCUACUACUGCGCAAGAUAUACGAGCUGUACUCAGAUUAUGUGCUCAAAAAUCCAUUCUAUUCGCUGGAGAUGCCCAUACGAUGCGAAUUGUUUGACAACAAGCUCCAGGAACUUCUCACGCAGGUCGAGAAGACGGGCAUUAGCAAUAUUGAUAAAUAAAUAUUAUUUUCUAAAACA
This is a messenger RNA of Scaptodrosophila lebanonensis, 716 nucleotides long. RefSeq names its product trafficking protein particle complex subunit 4 (gene Trs23). The coding region runs from base 39 to 698 and encodes 219 amino acids. Gene Ontology annotation, biological process: endoplasmic reticulum to Golgi vesicle-mediated transport. The record is from RefSeq and is a predicted model, not a curated record. The transcript has 2 exons. NCBI's taxonomy places the organism in Eukaryota, Metazoa, Arthropoda, Insecta, Diptera, Drosophilidae. Gene Ontology annotation, cellular component: TRAPP complex.